UAUAUAUUUGUGUAUAAUUUUUGUAACAAUAUUUUUGUCCAUACACUUUUCCAUUACUUCACGCGCUGAAAGCCUGAAACACGGAGCGACUCCUUCGUUUCGAAAUUACAAACGCGCAAAUCUAUUGCUUUCACCGCAUCGAUAUCUCGGGCAAAUCCUCAUUUUGCGGCGAGAUCGGAAGCUUUCUCCGUCGGAAAGAGAGUAGCUGAUUCAGACUCCGAAGAGGUGAUCUGCCUUUUGUUUGUUUCGGUUGACCUGAUUUUGACUGAUGGCUCCGGUUUCGGCUCUCGCCAAGUACAAGUUAGUGUUCCUGGGAGAUCAGUCCGUCGGAAAAACGAGUAUCAUCACUCGGUUUAUGUACGACAAAUUCGAUAAUACUUAUCAGGCAACUAUUGGUAUUGAUUUUCUUUCAAAGACAAUGUAUCUUGAAGACCGGACUGUACGAUUACAGCUGUGGGAUACUGCUGGACAAGAAAGAUUUAGAAGUCUCAUACCAAGCUAUAUAAGGGAUUCCUCUGUUGCAGUCAUAGUAUAUGAUGUUGCAAGCCGACAAUCCUUUCUUAACACUGCAAAGUGGAUCGAGGAGGUUCGCACUGAGAGAGGAAGUGAUGUUAUAAUUGUCCUAGUUGGCAACAAAACUGAUCUGGUGGAUAAGAGGCAAGUUUCAAUCGAGGAAGCAGAGGCUAAAGCUCGUGAUUUUAGUGUCAUGUUUAUUGAAACAAGUGCAAAGGCUGGCUUCAAUAUAAAGGCACUAUUCAGGAAGAUCGCUGCAGCCUUGCCAGGGAUGGAAACUCUAUCAUCAACGAAGCAAGACGAGAUGGUUGAUGUCAACCUCAAGUCCAGCAAUGCAAACGCAUCUCAGUCACAACAGCAGUCUGGAGGUUGCGCUUGCUAAGAAAGGUGAACCGGAACAUUGGUUUGUGUUUAAGAUAUAUUUUUAUUGGACGGAAUAUGCAUCUGUAAAGAGCUUUCUACCUUGAGCAUUGAAUUUUGUUUGUGAUUGUUGAGAGGAUUUCAAGUCGUCGGAUACAGUAGAUCGUCGUUGUUCUUCACUUUUUGUUCUAGUCUUUUCUGUUUCUCAUCUUACAGUUGUACCCAUGGUAAUUGAGACUGCAAAUAGUCAUCUUUUCUUUCUUCUUUCA
Messenger RNA from Salvia miltiorrhiza (redroot sage), 1142 nucleotides. Its product is annotated as ras-related protein RABH1b. The transcript has 6 exons. Gene Ontology annotation, molecular function: GTPase activity; GTP binding. Bases 269 to 895 code for a protein of 208 amino acids. NCBI's taxonomy places the organism in Eukaryota, Viridiplantae, Streptophyta, Magnoliopsida, Lamiales, Lamiaceae. The record is from RefSeq and is a predicted model, not a curated record.